Xenopus laevis (African clawed frog) is the source of this 4192-nucleotide messenger RNA. It is a transcript of the gene ctdp1.L, whose product is annotated as CTD phosphatase subunit 1 L homeolog. The transcript is spliced from 13 exons. Gene Ontology annotation, molecular function: RNA polymerase II CTD heptapeptide repeat phosphatase activity; phosphoprotein phosphatase activity; protein serine/threonine phosphatase activity. Gene Ontology annotation, biological process: regulation of transcription by RNA polymerase II. The record is from RefSeq and is a predicted model, not a curated record. NCBI's taxonomy places the organism in Eukaryota, Metazoa, Chordata, Amphibia, Anura, Pipidae. Gene Ontology annotation, cellular component: nucleus. The coding region runs from base 394 to 3333 and encodes 979 amino acids.
UACGUAAUCCCUUGCGUCCAUGCGCCGCCUUCCACCCCAAAGCGAGGCAAUUUACUAAAGCGGGAAGACGGUGAAGUCUGUUCUCCUCCUCCUUCAGUCAUCACCGAUGGAAAAGUGAAGGCGGGACUCACAAGUGUGCUACGGCUCCUCCCACCGUAGCGGGGACGAUACUGUUUACAUGGAGUGUGCUCCGCCUCCCGCGGAUUUCUAAUCCCCUUAAACGUUUAGCUGUCACAUUCUACGCUUCACUAGGCGUGGUUGCGCGGAGUGAAUUAGAACAGCUCCUCCUCCGCGUAGCGUCAUCGUCGCUCCGCGCUGGGCCAGCCUGGUUACUAUAGAGACCGCGGUGGGCCGUGAUUCGGCGGCCCUGUUGGGCUGUGCAUUGGCUCAGGCAUGCAAAAUCGAGCUCGAGAAGAGGGAGAGCUUUCCCAGUCCGGCCAGUACUGUGACGUGCGCUUCUCGGGCCCCCGACCCUUGCGUCUGGUAGAAUGGAAAGUGUGCCCUGGAGCCUCGGUACAGAUUGGCUCCGUAUUGGCCCUCGCGGUGCCCGUUCUGGGGGCUGAAGUCGUUCGCAGCAAUGAGGAGACGGGGAGGCCACACAGAGCUCCUGAGAGGAAAAUCAAGUCGGACCGUGCAGGGGUGGUGCAGGAGUUAUGCCUAAAGCCUGGAGAAGUCGUCCCUGCCGGGGGUGUUCUGGUGAGGUUAUCCAGCUGUAACCAUCCUGUUGUAAUGAAGGGCCUUUGUGCAGAAUGUGGCCAAGACUUAACACAGUUACAAAGUAAGAAUGGAAAGCAGCAGGUGCCUUAUUCAACAGCCACAGUUUCUAUGGUUCAUAGUGUCCCAGAACUCAUGGUUAGCUCAGAGAAAGCAGAACAACUAGGACGUGAAGACCAGUUUAGAUUACAUCGAAAUCAGAAACUUGUCCUUAUGGUUGAUUUAGAUCAGACUUUAAUCCAUACCACAGAGCAACAUUGCCAACAUAUGUCUAGGAAGGGCAUAUUUCACUUUCAGCUAGGAAGGGGAGAGCCAAUGCUCCACACUCGGCUACGUCCUCACUGCAAAGAAUUCUUAGAGAAGAUUGCAAAGUUGUAUGAACUGCACGUCUUCACUUUUGGUAGCAGGCUGUAUGCCCAUACUAUAGCAGGUUUUUUAGAUCCUGAAAAGAAGCUUUUCUCUCACCGAAUAUUGUCCCGAGAUGAAUGUAUUGAUCCCUAUUCCAAAACCGGAAAUCUUAGGAACCUUUUCCCUUGUGGGGACUCCAUGGUAUGCAUUAUUGACGACCGGGAAGAUGUUUGGAAGUUUGCACCUAAUUUGAUCACAGUUAAAAAGUAUGUGUACUUUCAAGGCACUGGUGAUAUUAAUGCACCUCCUGGUUCAAGGGAAGCACAGAUGAAGAGCAAAGUAAGCUGUUCAAAAGCAUCAGAAGUAACAGAGAAGUCUGAAGCUUCUGCACAAGAUUCUGAACAUGCAAAGGACAUUCUUGUGGAGGAGCACAGCAAUGGUCGCAGAAAAGCCAUGAAGGAACUGAAUGGUGGAUACACUGCUAAUAGUGAACUUACCAAAAAGGAUACAGAAUGCAGUGAUGAACUACAUGAACAUGAUUCUACUAGUAGUCAUCUUACAGACGUGUUAAAUAGUAAAAAAGUAAAAUCAUUGGCAGAUACACCACCUUCUUUAGAGCAAGAUGAAAGGACAAAUGUUUCCAUUCCCCAGCCAAAGACUGGGGCAGCAAAAGACCUAGAUUUUGACUUGUCUAGUGACAGUGACAGUGAAGGAGAAACUAGAAAAAUAUCAUCCCCUUCUUCUGCUUCAGGAAGUGAAAAUGAAUGUAAAAGAAGUUGGAGGAAAUCCAACAAAAAGGAUGAGGAUUGUAUUGCAUCACAAGAAUUGUGUACAGAUGAUGACUCUAAGAAAGCGAGGCCAGAGAAUCACUCUAACUUAGAAAGACCUAUAUUUGAGUCAAAGGAUACAUUGCCAGUAGAAGAUGAUGAGAUGGAAGUGCAGUCUGCUAGCCUUUGUGAUUUAGGGAAUGGCUGUACAGAUAAAAAGGAAGUUGAAACAGAAUCCCAAAAUAGUGAGCAGUCGGGUAUCACUGUAGGAGAGUCACUUGAUCAGAGUAUGGAAGAAGAGGAUGAGGAUAGUGAAGACACAGAUGAAGAUGACCACUUAAUAUACCUUGAGGAGAUCCUUGUCAGAGUACAUACAGAUUACUAUGCAAAGUAUGACCGGUACUUGAAAAAAGAGGUGGAUGAUGUUCCAGAUAUUCGUAAUAUAGUGCCUGAGCUGAAGAGUAAAGUAUUGGAAAAUGUCAUAAUUACAUUCAGUGGCCUUCAUCCAACAAAUUUUCCCAUAGAGAGGACGCGAGAAUUUUAUCAUGCAAGAGCUUUAGGAGCAAAUAUCAGCAAGAACCUAAUUUUAAAGCCAGAUGAUUCUGAUAGGGUGACUCACCUUAUUGCUGCAAGGUCUGGCACAGAAAAGGUUCGACAGGCUCAGAACUGUAAACACCUACAUGUUGUAAAUCCAGAAUGGCUUUGGAGCUGCUUGGAGCGAUGGGAAAAAGUUGAAGAACAGCUUUUUCCAUUAAAGGAGGAUUAUACGAAGUCUCAAAGAGCAAUAAGUCCCACCACAUUUCCCGAUGUUCAGAGUGCUUUCCAAACUCCACUUUUUCACCCUACUCCUAUCCACCCAAAGACACAACCUGGUCCUGAAGUCCAUCUGUACAAUCCAGUAACUGGAAAACUUAUCCGGAAAGGGUCACAAGGUUCCAGCCAGUCACCAUACAUUCAAGCACCUAGUCCUCCUCUGACUCUACCUGUCCAUGGAGAGCAUUCAUCUUUCAGAGUUGUUCAGCCACAUCAGGAACAACUGUUUGAUGAUGAAGAACCUCCCACAGCCAAUCAAGAUGAGGAGCAAUCCGGGCCCUCCAGAAGAAAGCGUCAGCCGAGCAUGUCUGAGAGUAUGCCUUUGUACACACUUUGUAAAGAGGAUCUGGAAAGCAUGGACAAAGAAGUUGAUGACAUUUUAGGAGAAGGUAGCGAUGACAGUGACAGUGAAAAAAAGAAGACCGUUAAGGUAAAGAAAUCACAGAGUGCAGCACAAGGGGACAAAUUAAAAAACCCAGAAGAAAGGACAGAGACUCCGUCCUCUUCAUCAAGUGAAAAAAGUCUGUCGGGCACAAGGCCACGAGGUCACAAACGAAAGCUGGAGGAAGAGGAGGAGGAUGCUGAAAGUGUAAGCAGUAAAGAGUCAAGCAAUGAAGAUGAGGAGGGAAGCAGCUCUGAGGCUGACGAGAUGGCAGCAGCCAUUGAAGCGGAACUGAACGAUUUCAUAUGACUACCAGCUAAUACUAGGGUAAAUUAAAGAUGAGUGUCCGGCAUAAAUUAAAUGUUGCAACUAAAGAGUGUGUAUGGUCUCUCACUUUUUUUUCUGAGAAUUUUGACAUUUCUUUUGCUGAAACAUUUAUGUAUAUUUUGAUUAAAAAAACACAGCUGUUAAUCUCGUCUAUUUUACAAAUAGUGUAGUUUUAAAUGUUUUAUUAAAUGAAUAUGUACCUGCCCUUUUUUCCUGUUUUUUCUUUUAUGAAAAGGAAAAGAAAGUGUUAACGAUGAAACGGAGUUAUGCCAAAGACCUAUAAUGCUCUUGACUGAGCUUUAUAUAGAAGACAAGAUUUUUUUUUUUCUUUUUCUUGGUUCCCCCCCCCCCCCCCCCUUUUGGACUGAAUGUCUCAUAAAACCAAGUGAGGAACUCAAGGAUCGUUGGUGUGCUUUCCACAACUGUCACACAAAUGAAUUUUUUUUUUUAAUGGAAUACAAUUUAUAUUUGUAUAGACAAUGAGAAUGUGAUCUGUAAUGUUGUAAACUUGAUUAGCGUCACUUGCCUCUUACUAACUUCAAUCUUUAAACGUCCUGUUUUUAUAAGUUCCUCUGUGCGCUAGUUUGGGUUUGCUAGAAGACCUGUGUUUAGAUUUUUAACAUGGCCUCUCUGUAUGCUGUUUAUCAUAGGUAAGUGUGCUGCCAUGGAGAUUCUAUUAAUCCGCUCUGCUCUAGAUGGAGGAAAGAGAGUGGUAGCUUAACCUGCAUAGGGUUUUAUUCACUUGAGAGGACUAAUGUAAAGUUUUUGUAUAUUCUAUUUCAUAUUUCAACUACAAAACAGAUUUUCUUUCGUUUAAUAAAAAAAAAAACAAUUUUGUAGA